AUGCAAAUACGGUCCGGGUUGUUCCUUUUCGGCUCAUUGCUGGGGGUCGUUUCGGCGAGCGGUUUCGACUGCCAACAGAUCGUCGCGGAUGGGUUCAAAUAUGACCUGAGUCCGCUGGGUGGAGUCCAUGAGGUCUACAACCUGCAGAAUUUGACGGAGUCGGUUGUGAACACGACAUACGUGCUGAACAUCUGCAACAUCCUCAAGGGAGCCUCGAUUCGCGAUAAGCUCAAAUGCGGGACUUCCAAGAACAUUUGUGGCUUUCGGUACGAGUACGACGAGGAGAGCGAAGAGUCGGCCGGCUAUGCUUUCCCCGUUGCUGGACUGGAUCAUUUGGGCCACGGCACCAAGGACCCCGAGAUCACGCGUUUGAAGAAACUCGACCCAGAUGAAGAAGGCCUCAUGGUCAAACUGGCAGGUGGGGAGUAUUCCGAGACCCACGAUCCAAACGACAAGAAGAAGAAGGACGUCAGCGCAGUGAUUCAGUUUAAGUGUGACCCUGACCGAACGGGUCUGGAGCGGCUUACAGAUGCACGGGAGGAGGAGAAGCGGGGAGACCCCGCCGCGGGUGAUAAUAAUGAAGGGGAUCGCAGUCUGCAAUUCAAGAGCUUUGGUGCAAGUGACGACGGCUCAUAUGUUCUCCGAUUGGACUGGCGGACCCGGUACGCAUGCGACGACUACCUCAAACAGAAGAAGGAGGUCGAUUCUUCCAGCAGCUGGGGGUUCUUCACUUGGUUCAUCAUCAUUGCUUUCCUAUGCACGGCCGCCUACCUCAUCUUCGGCUCCUGGCUCAAUUACACCCGCUACGGGGCUCGAGGCUGGGAUCUGCUCCCCCACGGCGACACCAUCCGCGACCUCCCAUAUAUCUUCCAGGACUGGCUUCGUCGAGUGAUCAACACGUUUCAAGGAUCUGGUUCCAGGGGCGGAUACAGUGCUGUUUGA
Penicilliopsis zonata CBS 506.65 is the source of this 942-nucleotide messenger RNA. RefSeq lists its product as hypothetical. Bases 1 to 942 code for a protein of 313 amino acids. NCBI's taxonomy places the organism in Eukaryota, Fungi, Ascomycota, Eurotiomycetes, Eurotiales, Aspergillaceae. The transcript is spliced from 3 exons. The record is from RefSeq and is a predicted model, not a curated record.